Urocitellus parryii (Arctic ground squirrel) is the source of this 4616-nucleotide messenger RNA. RefSeq names its product potassium voltage-gated channel subfamily Q member 5 (gene Kcnq5). Gene Ontology annotation, molecular function: voltage-gated potassium channel activity. Lineage: Eukaryota; Metazoa; Chordata; Mammalia; Rodentia; Sciuridae. The record is from RefSeq and is a predicted model, not a curated record. Gene Ontology annotation, biological process: potassium ion transmembrane transport. Gene Ontology annotation, cellular component: voltage-gated potassium channel complex; membrane.
UAGGAGAGCCCCUCACACCCCCGCUCCAGGCCUGGGGCCGCUUCGGGAAGGAGAUAGUGGUAGCCGCGGGAAUGAGAGGGAGCAAGAUAAACCCUCUCAAAGUGACGCCCCAAACACUUCGGAUUUCGAAUUCGAAGCUAAAGGCUGCUAGAAAUUGAGACUCUUCGGCCUCCUCCGCACACCCCCCUCGGCCCCCGCCCCAAAGACCCGGUGGUUUGCUGGCUGCCUGCUUCCCGCCCCCGGCUCGGAGGUCUCUGGCACGCGGGCGCCCCGUCGGCCGCCGGCUUCCUCCUUCAAACCCGCCGGCGCACAUGAGGCCACUGCCCCCGCCGCAGGCGCUGGCACCCCCCUCCCGGUGCCCGUGGUGAUGCCAUGCCCCGCCACCACGCGGGAGGAGAGGAGGGCGGCGCCGCCGGGCUCUGGGUGAAGAGCAGCGCGGCGGCGGCGGCGGGCGGGGGGCGCCUGGGCAGCGGCAUGAAGGAUGUGGAGUCCGGCCGGGGCAGAGUGCUGCUGAACUCCGCGGCCGCCAGGGGCGACGGCCUGCUGCUGCUGGGCACCCGCGCGGCCGCGCUCGGCGGCGGCGGCCUGAGGGAGAGCCGCCGGGGCAAGCAGGGGGCCCGGAUGAGCCUGCUGGGGAAGCCGCUGUCCUACACUAGUAGCCAGAGCUGCCGGCGAAACGUCAAGUACCGGCGAGUGCAGAACUAUCUCUACAACGUGCUGGAAAGACCCCGCGGCUGGGCGUUCAUCUACCACGCAUUCGUUUUCCUCCUUGUCUUUGGUUGCUUGAUUUUGUCCGUGUUUUCUACCAUCCCUGAGCACACGAAAUUGGCCUCAAGUUGCCUCUUAAUUCUGGAGUUCGUGAUGAUUGUCGUCUUUGGCUUGGAGUUCAUCAUUCGAAUCUGGUCAGCAGGUUGCUGUUGUCGGUAUAGAGGAUGGCAAGGAAGACUGAGGUUUGCCCGAAAGCCCUUCUGUGUUAUAGAUACCAUUGUUCUUAUUGCUUCAAUCGCAGUUGUUUCAGCAAAAACUCAGGGUAAUAUUUUCGCCACGUCUGCACUCAGAAGUCUCCGUUUCCUACAGAUCCUCCGUAUGGUGCGCAUGGACCGGAGGGGAGGCACUUGGAAAUUACUAGGUUCRGUAGUUUAUGCACACAGCAAGGAAUUAAUCACAGCUUGGUACAUAGGAUUUUUGGUUCUUAUAUUUUCAUCUUUCCUUGUCUAUCUGGUGGAAAAGGAUGCAAAUAAGGAGUUUUCUACAUAUGCAGAUGCUCUCUGGUGGGGCACAAUUACAUUGACCACUAUUGGCUAUGGAGACAAAACUCCCCUAACUUGGCUGGGAAGAUUGCUUUCCGCGGGCUUUGCACUCCUUGGCAUUUCUUUCUUUGCACUUCCUGCCGGCAUUCUUGGCUCAGGUUUUGCAUUAAAAGUACAGGAACAGCACCGCCAGAAACACUUCGAGAAAAGAAGGAACCCAGCUGCCAACCUCAUUCAGUGUGUUUGGCGUAGUUAUGCAGCUGAUGAGAAAUCUGUUUCCAUUGCAACCUGGAAGCCACACUUGAAGGCCUUGCACACCUGCAGCCCCACCAAGAAAGAACAAGGGGAAGCAUCAAGCAGUAAGUUCUGUAGUAAUAAGCAGAAGCUCUUCAGAAUGUACACUUCACGGAAGCAGAGUCAGAAGCUAAGUUUUAAGGAGCGAGUGCGCAUGGCUAGCCCGAGGGGCCAGAGUAUUAAGAGCAGACAAGCUUCAGUAGGUGACAGGAGGUCCCCAAGCACCGACAUCACAGCCGAGGGCAGCCCCACCAAAGUGCAGAAGAGCUGGAGCUUCAAUGACCGCACCCGCUUCCGGCCCUCGCUACGCCUCAAAAGUUCUCAGCCAAAACCAGUGAUAGAUGCUGACACCGCACUUGGCACUGAUGAUGUAUAUGAUGAAAAAGGAUGCCAGUGUGAUGUAUCAGUCGAAGAUCUCACCCCACCACUUAAAACUGUCAUUAGAGCUAUCAGAAUUAUGAAAUUUCAUGUGGCCAAACGGAAAUUUAAGGAAACAUUACGCCCAUAUGAUGUAAAAGAUGUCAUUGAACAAUAUUCUGCUGGUCACCUGGACAUGCUAUGUAGAAUUAAAAGCCUUCAAACACGUGUUGAUCAAAUUCUUGGAAAAGGGCAAAUCACAUCAGAUAAGAAGAGCCGAGAGAAAAUAACAGCAGAACACGAGACCACAGAUGACCUCAGUAUGCUCGGCCGGGUGGUCAAAGUUGAAAAACAGGUCCAGUCCAUUGAGUCCAAGCUGGACUGCCUGCUGGACAUCUACCAACAGGUCCUCCGGAAAGGCUCUGCCUCAGCCCUCACUUUGGCUUCAUUCCAGAUCCCAUCUUUUGAAUGUGAACAGACAUCUGAUUAUCAAAGCCCUGUGGAUAGCAAAGACCUGUCCAGUUCUGCGCAGAACAGUGGCUGCCUAACCAGAUCAGCUAGUGCCAACAUCUCGCGAGGCCUGCAGUUCAUUCUGACGCCAAACGAAUUCAGCGCUCAGACUUUCUAUGCGCUUAGCCCUACUAUGCACAGUCAAGCAACCCAGGUGCCAAUGAGUCAAAGUGACGGCUCCGCAGUGGCGGCCACCAGCAACAUUGCAAACCAAAUAAAUGCGGCACCCAAGCCAGCAGCCCCAACAACUUUACAGAUCCCGCCUCCUCUCCCAGCCAUCAAGCAUCUGACCAGGCCAGAGACUCUGCACCCAAACCCCGCAGGCUUACAGGAAAGCAUUGCUGACGUCACCACCUGCCUUGUUGCCUCCAAGGAAAAUGUUCAGGUUGCACAGUCAAAUCUGACAAAGGACCGUUCCCUGCGGAAAAGCUUUGACAUGGGAGGAGAAACUCUGUUGUCCGUCCGUCCCAUGGUGCCCAAGGACUUGGGCAAAUCUUUGUCUGUACAAAACCUGAUUAGGUCGACAGAGGAACUGAAUUUACAGCUUUCAGGGAGUGAGUCAAGUGGCUCCAGAGGCAGCCAAGAUUUUUACCCCAAGUGGAGGGAGUCCAAAUUGUUUAUAACUGAUGAAGAGGUGGGUCCCGAAGAGGUAGAGACAGACACUUUCGAUGCCACCCCGCAGCCAGCCAGGGAAGCUGCUUUUGCAUCAGACUCUCUAAGGACUGGAAGAUCCCGAUCAUCUCAGAGCAUUUGUAAGGCAGGAGAAAGUACAGACGCCCUCAGCUUGCCUCAUGUCAAACUGAAAUAAGCUCUUUGUUUUCUUUCUAGGCAUAGCAGUUCCUUUAGCCAUACAUAUCAUUGCAUGAACUCUUUUGAAAGCCCUCCUAAAAAGUUGAAAUUGCAAGAAUCAGGAAGAACAUGAAAGGCAGUUUAUAAGCCCGUUAUCUUUUAAUUGCAUGAAAAUGCAUGUUUAGGGAUGGCUGAAAUUCCGAGGUGCAUCGACAUUAACCCACUCAUUUAGUAAUGUACCUUGAGUUUAAAAAUCAUCAGAAACCAAACACUGCUAAUGCUAUGGGGUAUAUGAAAACGUCAAGAUUAGGUGAUUUAGAAGUUUCAACACUGUACUUUGAAAUUGUGGAAGAAAACACUUUCAAAUUUCAGGCAUUUCUGCUUUGUAACUAAAUACGAAAUACAUUUUCAAAAUUAGGCCAUAAUGUGUAUUUAAACAUAAUGGCUCUCAAUAGCUGCUAACAAGGUAUCAAGUAAAACAGAAUUUGGGAAUAACAGAAAUGGCUGCUUAUUUCAAGAUAUAUUUGCCAACCCAUUUCUAUUCAGUCAUUUUAUUAUUAAUGUAAUUUGAGUGUCAGUUUGUACGCUUUUGGUGAUUUAGCGCUGUGGCAAGCAAUUUUGCACAUCAUUUUCAUGUUGUUCUUUAUGACAAGAAUGUUUUUCAUUUAGAAAAUUUGCAAAUAAUGAAAUUCAGGACCAGCAGGGCAAAUAGACUCACUAUCUGACAUAUUUGACUUUAUGGAAACAUAUUCCCUGAUGGCAGAUUCAACUCUAUAUGAGUGGUCAGCUUCUAUACACAUGCAUGAAACACUGAUGAGUAGAAUAGCCAGUGUGACUGGGCAUCUCUGCAAUGGCACCAACCCCAGGUUUGCCAAUCCUGGCCACGUGAAGGGCAAGUGUGAGGAGCUAUUGCCAUUUAGCCAACACACAGGUAGGACCCUGGGGAGGGGGACAGUUAAGUGGAACUAAGAGAAAAAAAAAUGCUUAAAAAGAAGCCAGAAAUAACACCAGGAAGUAGACAAUGUUCAGAAAAUUACUUCUCCCUUAAAAGGCAGUGAGAGGGAAGGAGAGAAACAAACCAAAAUAAAAGAAAUCAAUUUUUUGGAUAAUGAGUAUUGCUAGGGAAUUCAACUGCCUAAGCAUCCCUUAUUCUUAUAUAGAAACAGAGAAUUUUGCAAGUUAUUUAUUUUUUAAUAUACCCUGAAUGUCUUUUGCUAUUAUGUCUUACAUUUUUGCAUAUGAAAGGCUAAAACUAAAGGUUCCUUCACUUUUUAUACUGUAGUAAACACUUUGUAUUGUCCCUGAGAAUGUUGUCCCAAAUCUGAAAUUACCAGUUUGGUUUCCUUGUAUAAACAUUCACAAUUAAGAAGCCAGAUAGCACUGCAGGGUCCGCUAAUCACCACACUUAAUAAUAUA